AUGAGUAACCAAAUUGGAGUGUGCAUUAGGGACUCUUUGGUGGACGCUCUUGCUAUGAAAGGAGGAACAGGGGAACACAGUUAUGCUACUAAUUCACAUUAUCAGAGAAGUGUUUUCUUUGAGAUCCAACCUAUGGUGACAGAAAAUGUAAGAGAAAUGCUAGUGCAAGUUGGUUUUCCUGGUUGCAUCAAAGUGGCAGACUUGGGUUGUUCUUCUGGAGAAAACACGUUCUUGGCCAUGUCCGAGAUCGUCAACACGAUCAUACAGUCGUACGAACAAAAAGGUGAAACCCAACCAGAAAUCGAUUGUUGUUUGAACGAUCUUCCAGAGAACGAUUUCAAUACUACCUUCAGGUUGGUUCCUUCUUUCUUAAAGAAGCUGAAAUUGGAGGGUAGUGGAAAGUGCUUCUUGUCGGGAGUCCCAAAUUCGUUUUACUCAAGGCUUUUUCCAAGCAAGUCUCUCCAUUUUGGUUUUUCAUCUUUGAGUAUCCAUUGGCUUUCUAAAGUUCCAGAUGGCCUUGAGAACAACACUCAAAGCAUUCAUAUCAAAGAUCCAUGCCCUCAAAAUGCCUACAAAAGCUAUUUGAAUCAGUUCAAGAACGACUUUUCGUUGUUCUUAAGGAUGCGUUCAGAGGAGAUAGUGCCCAAUGGACAUGCAGUUCUCACGUUCGUGGGAAGAAAAGUCUCUGAUCCUGUAUACAAAGACUGUUUCCAAGUUUGGUCGUUGUUAUCUGAUUGUCUCCUCGAUCUUGUCUCUGAGGGGGUUGUGAAGGAAUCAGAGAUGGAAUCGUUUAACAUGCCAUUCUACAAUCCAAACGAAGAAGAGGUGAGGGAAGUUAUCUUAAAGGAAGGGUCAUUCGAGAUCAGCAAGAUCAAGACAUUCGACCAUGUUGUUCCGUACAAGAUUAACUCCAUUGAAGAAGAAGAAGAAGAAGAUGAUGAGGACAAGUCACUUAAGUUGGAAGCUGGUAAAAAGCAGGCAAGUUGGGCAAGAUGCAUCACCGAACCGUUGCUCGUUGCACAUUUUGGAGAUGCGAUUAUCGAGCCGGUUUUCGACAAGUACGCACACUAUAUGGCCAAGUAUCUACGUGCUUCAAACCAUCGCCCUAAUAUGACACUCAUCAUAGUAGUUUCGUUGACUAAGAAAUAA
Molecule: messenger RNA, 1149 nt
Organism: Thlaspi arvense
Lineage: Eukaryota; Viridiplantae; Streptophyta; Magnoliopsida; Brassicales; Brassicaceae
Source: the annotation of a GenBank genome assembly